Bemisia tabaci is the source of this 4217-nucleotide messenger RNA. RefSeq names its product protein phosphatase methylesterase 1. NCBI's taxonomy places the organism in Eukaryota, Metazoa, Arthropoda, Insecta, Hemiptera, Aleyrodidae. Gene Ontology annotation, molecular function: protein methylesterase activity. The record is from RefSeq and is a predicted model, not a curated record. Gene Ontology annotation, biological process: protein demethylation.
GUUAAAAUUUCCUCCUUCUGAUUCAUUGCUAAAUUCUCUAAUUGUCAAAUUCUAGUGGCUUUAGCUGUUUUGUUUUCUUUCAGUUUUUCUUCUUGUUUCACACUUCAACUCUCUGUGCUCUCAGGAGUGAAUUUUUUUAUCCAUAUGAGUAUGUUUGUGCACUCAGAAAAAAAGUUUCGAUCAUAAUCGUUACCUUUGCAUGGUAUGAUCGGAGAAGCAUCACUGAUUUACAAACUUUGAGAUUUUCAGCCACUUUUUCAACAUGUCAGCGUUUCACAAGUCUUUCAUGCAAUCAAAAUUGCCACCUCUGAUGGAGGGGUCCUCUGGCACCCUCCCACCGACAGGGACAAGUCGAAUUGGCCGGAGACAGCAGAAGUACGACUAUGCACCAGUACAUUGGGACAAAUAUUUUCGUAGUCGAAAUGUUGUUACAGUGGGUGGUAACAAAUUCUGCACCUAUUCAAAUGGUGAUUCAGGUCCUCUUUUGGUUCUUCUGCAUGGUGGCGGAUUCAGUGCGCUUACAUGGGCUCUGUUUUCAGUUGACAUAGUUGAAGCUGUUGAAUGCCAAGUACUGGCAAUUGACCUGCGGGGUCAUGGAGACACAGAAACAACAGCAGAUAAUGACCUCACAAUUGAAACUCUCUCCAAAGAUGUUGCGGAUGUCAUCAAUACGAUCUACCCAUCAGACUCGCCACCAAUUAUUCUCGUAGGACACAGUAUGGGAGGAGCAGUUGCAGUACACGUUGCAGACUUGUCACAUACCCUAGAUAUAAUUGGCUUAGUUGUGAUUGAUGUUGUUGAAGGCACAGCGAUGGACGCACUGUCGAGCAUGCAGUCUUUCCUUCGGAACCGGCCUAAGAGUUUCAGCUCUAUUGAAGAGGCUAUCUCGUGGAGUGUGCGCAAUCAUCAAGUAAGGAAUAUUGAAUCAGCAAAAGUUUCAGUUCCAGGACAAAUCAAGAAUGCUGCAACCGGGGUAAAUCUCAGUGCAGCUGGAGAAGUGAAGUCAUCAAGAAUCAUAGAAUCGUCUGGAUCAGAGAAAUCGAAGGAAGAUGAGGUUGACUUCAAAGCACCGGAGCCAGCUGCAAUAGGACCGUAUACAUGGAGGAUUGACCUUUGUGCCACAGAAAAAUACUGGUCUGGCUGGUUUCAAGGACUUUCAAAAAGUUUUCUUAAGUGUCCUGAGCAGAAACUCCUGAUACUAGCGAAUGUAGACCGAUUAGAUAGAGAUUUAACCGUUGGUCAGAUGCAAGGUAAAUUCGGAAUGCAUGUACUACCCAGGUGUGGACAUGCAGUCCAUGAAGAUGACCCUGAUAAAGUGGCAGGUGUGAUUGCCAAUUUUCUAGUCCGUAACAAAUUUGCUGAACCCACCUCUAAGUUUAUCAAAUUACUGCCUGGUUGUUAAAAAAAAGUAUUGGAACCAAGAAUGGCUAUCUUUGACAUGAUGGUACUUUCAAUAGAUCAAAGUUGUUUGAAAGAGGAAAAUUACAAAUUCUCAUCAAUGUAAUUCAGAGCGUUUCAAUGUCAUAACUGACCUGAUUUUGAAGAGGAAAUGUGCAAGAAUACUUUUAGUUUAUUAUGGUGCCUCCUAAUCAAUGUUCAAUUAGGGGUGCACUUAUUGAGUCGUUUCAUCAGCAUAAUUGAGAACACCACUUGCAUACAAGUUAAGGCUCUAAUAGCUCCUAUCAGCUUUUUGGAUACUCCAUACCCUGGAUUACUCUGUAGGAUCGAUAGAAUAUUGAUCGGUAAGGGUCAGAGGUUGAAAAAUCUUUCUUUUUCCAUGAUGAGUCAGGCCCUUGGACCUGGGUGGAUUAUUGGGUAUAGGAGCAGCCCAUACAUAUGAAGGCCGUUCUUGCAUCCACCAACGUGGCAAAAUUAUUUUUGGUUUAUGUGGAAGCUUGAUUUUUCAACCUGACUGCUAUCAUGCGACUGUGCAAAUUUUUCAUCAACUUGCUAUAUUUUUCAUACCAUCAUACCAUUUUCAAACAUAAAUCAACCAAAUUUUAGUCAUUACAAUGAUUCAAUGUCAGUAACGAGGGAGGAGAAAGGUGCUAAAUUCCUGUGGCAUAAUUUAGUUUAGUCAGAAUCGGUAUUCUCUCAUUUUGCGUUAAUCAUUUGUGAUCAAUCAUUAUGAUUUAUACUUCACAUAUUUUAACCAAAAUGAUUAUAGGGUGGAAGAAAGGCCUAUAAACUGACUUUUUAAAUGAAAUAUAUUAUAGCAAAAACCAUUAAUGUAUCGCAACAUCCACAGGACAUCCUUCAAUAGAAGGAUUAGGUCACAGAAAAACGGGGAACCUGCAAAGCUCAGUCCGCGUACAUCAUUAACAAAACUUUGAGAGCGUUUUACUCAUCAUGCAGUUUCUAGAUACAGGCCCCUAUUCUUGCAGUGCCCUCAGUGGCCGAAUUUCAUUAAAUUAUACAACUGUGUUAAUAAUCGUUAAAAAUGUAAUUUCUUAAAUUGAAUUUAGAAUUACUUAAAUUUUUUUUAAAUUGUAAUUUUUAUAGUUUAUUUAGUAUUUAUUUAUUAAAUUAUUAUUAUUUAUUUGCAUAAUAUGUAGAGCAGACCAAAAAAGACGAUCACAACAAUAACAGCUUAUUAGCAAAUAAUACUGCCAUUAACUUAAAAUAUGACCAUAAGUUAGAACAAAACAAAAGUAUUAUAAUGUGAAGAGGACUGAAAAUUAAAGCGGAAAAGAAAACUCAUGUAGCGAAAAGAGGCAUUAGAGCAAUGGUUUAAGAAUUAGAAAUUACAAAAAGUACUGAAUUCUCAGCAAAUUCUAGUCAAGAGUAUUAAGAAAGAAGUUUUCCCAUCCUAUGGUUAACUUGGUGUGUAACUGAUUUUGUAUCUUUAAGUAGAGAUUCUCCUUAUAAUUUUGGUACAACAGUGAUUUGUCUUGGACCAAAUUUGGCUGAGCUUUCUCAGUGAUGUGUUCUGGAAAUUUCUAUCCUUCUUGGAAAAGGAAGGUUUAAAUGUUCCUCAGGGCCUGAAUUGGAUGAUUUCAACAAGCCGCGAAGAAGAAAGGAUUUUUGUGCUGCAAACUUUAUCCAUUAUCAUGUUUUGUUGAUCUGCCACUGAUUCCAGGGGAUGACUUAGCCCAUAGAUUUGUUUUUUCAGUAGUCCCUUCUAACUUGACUGAGGAAAUAAAAUAUGCUGUCAGAGAAGUUGUGAAGUUAAACAGGAUCUCCUAAGGAACAAGUGUGUAGACUAAGUCAUUCUUGCAUGCUUUGUAAUCAUCAACUAGAAAAGCAUUUCUGAAGUGAAACUCCUAAGCCGUGUAUCUCGGUUUGCGACGUUGCAGACUUCCUGUCAUACUUUAUUUAUAUUUUUUAAAUGAAGAAUUAAAUUGUAGUUCUUAAAAGCUUCCGUGAAAUUUCUUUUUUAUGCGAAGUACACAAAUUCUUGGAAAAUUCCAAGGAAGGAUGUCGAUUAUUUCUGCUUCAAAGAAAUAAAAUCGGAGUGGAGAUUUUUCAAUACCACAAACAAGAUACGUGGUUUGGGAAUUUUACUGUGGAUAUUGAUCAAAGUUUAAGGGAUGAAAAAUCUUCCUUUUAGUCUUGUGUCAUCAGAAGUGAAUAAAAAUACUGAGGAACAUCUCGAGAAUCUGUUUUUCCCGUCGGAUGUAAAUGUCCAAAACACAUCACCUAUAUCAGUCUGAUGAUAAUCGCAGUUACUUAUUUCAAAAUUAUUUCACAGAUUUCUUUUUUCUUCCGCAUGAAAAGUUUCUAAAUUGUUUAAAAAUUAACUAAAGCAUUGUGAAGGGUAACUUACUAAUUAAUUCACCCAAGUGGUUGAGUAAAACUAAAUAAAAUUGUAAAGUUGAGACCCUCUAUAAAUUUUUUCUUGAAAAAAGGCAAAACCAUAAAUUAUUAGAAAGCUAGCAGAUUUUCUAGGCCGCAAAUGCCAGAUGGCAGAGCCUAUAUUUAGUGGUAAUGUUGUCUGAAUUGGUUUUGGUAGUUCGAUGUUUCUUUUCCUGUUUUAUGAUGUCUGCUUACAAAUUUCAAUUGUCAGUGAAGUUCACUUUGCAAUGUCCGCCUGAUUUCUAUUAUUUCCUCUCUUUUUCCGUUUAUUUUUAUAUUUUUAGUGUUACUUUUUCGUUUUAUGCAAUCGUCUUGGCCAUUGUCAGUUGUCACCUUACAAUGUACAACUGUUCUAUUUUAAGUGGCUAUCCCGUUGACAAUGAAAUGGAACUGAAUAAAAUUACUCAUUUUUCAGAGUAACA